CAUCGAGUUUGUUAUUAGCAUGCUUAGCUCCUGGUGCUAGUGAGGUAUCCAGCGGCAGAGACAAGCAAUAUUGAUCUAUUAUUUCUUGCCUUUUUGUAUCGAUUAGAAAACAAUGGUGCAACAUAUGACUGUCGUUUUAACACGUUAUAACCGUGCUGGUUAUUGUGACUGAGCGGACAUUGAAAGAAAACGUUGCAAUUGUUGUUGACUGAGGUAGCAAUGGAGCAAAACAGAUCCUACAAUCCCAACUCCAACUUCCAAAACCGCCGGUCGGCACACAAAAGAGAGAGAGACGACAACGGAAGAAACCACUGUGAGUUGAAACGCUCCAGACCGAACCACCACCAGCAGCAGCAUCAGUCGGAGCAAAACCCGCUCAGCUCUCGUGGUUUGAGCACCAGAAGGGAGCUGUAUGAGAGAGACUUUCCUGUGUACAAACAGCCGGUGGAAGUCGGAUGUUUUUCCCUCGACUCUGAGCGUAAAUUCUUCAAUGACAGCAGACAGAUGAGAUACUACGUGGAGCCGGACAGAAACCCUAACUUUGACCUGAGGGAUGGACACAGGGACCGCUUCAUAAAGAGAGAUGACAGCGUCAAGGAGAAGCUGGACCACAUUCUCCGCUGGAUCUUGGCAAAUAAAUCCAAACUCAGCUCAAGGGGGGCCACGGCCUCAUCACGGGCUUUAGAUGUGGACUUUGUGACCUGGCGUGGUCACCUGACCAAGCUGCUGACCACGCCCUAUGAGACGCGGGAGGGCUGGUUGCUAGCGGUAACCAGGUUCAGGGGCUCGCUGUACAUCAGUGAAGUGGAAACAGAAGCUGCUGUUAGGGACCGAGAGAACCGAACCGAGAGGCACGAAGAGAUGAUGUACUGGGGAUACAAGUUUGAACAAUACGCAUGUGCAGAUAACGUCCACAGUCUCCCCGACCCGGGCGGCGUGGUGAACACCAACGAGGCCUUCUGCACCGUGGUGCAGACUCGCCUCGCCGACCACCGACUGCUGUUCUCCGGAGAGGUGGACUGUCGGGACAAAGACCCCAACGCUCCGGCUCCUCCUGCCUGCUACGUGGAGCUGAAGACCUCCGCAGAGAUCUGCACCCCCAAACAACGCAGCAACUUCCACAGGUUCAAACUGCUGAAGUGGUGGGCUCAGUCUUUCCUCCCUGGAGUCCCCCGUGUGGUGGCGGGGUUUCGGGAUCAUGAAGGAGUGGUCGUCUCUGUCGACACUUUCCCCAUCUCCAAGAUCUCACAUCUCAUCAAGAAUGAACACAACUGCUGGAAGCCAACAGUCUGCAUGAACUUCUGCUGUGACUUCCUGUCUUUUGUGAAGCGCAUCGCUACUGAAGACAAUCCAAGUGUGGUGUACCUGUUCUGCUGGGAGCCCCACCGAGACGUGACCUUCUCCCUCCACAGGGACUCCCAGUACUCCUUCCUGCCCCACUGGUACGUGGAGGAGAUGACCAGGAAAGAGUCCUGAUCCACCAACAGGAUCCACUGGGACGUUAGCUCAGACCUCCAAUGGAGGAUUAUUUACCAAAAUACAUUGGACGUUGAUGUGAAGGAAGUUUUACAGUCAGUUUGUGUCACUGACCACAUCAUCCUCUUGUAUUUACAUUUUUUAUUUGUUUGGCAAUACAAACUGAACCAUGUUCUUCUUUUUUUAUCUUGCAUGAGUUGGUUUUAAGUAAAACAGUAAUGCACUGAUGUUUCUUAGACUUUAUUAUUGUUUUAUAAUAAGUUAAAGCCACCAAACAGUUGUACAUUAAUUCAAACAAUUAGAAUUAGAAAACAAUGUUUGUUAAAAAAAAAAUCAAAAAUCAAAGAUGACUUCAAGUAAGUAUUAUUGCAUCUGGAGUUAGAAAUGUUUUUCAUUCAUGUAAACUGUAUAAAACAAGCUUCCAUUUGGGAAAAAAACUGAACUGAAAAUUAUUAUGCAUGAUGUAGUCCAGUUACCUUUGAGUCACUGCUGUUGUUUUAUAAUAAAUAGUGACACAUUCACCAGAAUUGGGCUCCUUCUUAACUAUUUUCCUUGUUCAGCACUUUUUAUUUUUUCACACUUU
Messenger RNA from Centropristis striata (black sea bass), 2059 nucleotides. RefSeq names its product decapping exoribonuclease (gene dxo). Gene Ontology annotation, cellular component: cytosol; nucleus. The record is from RefSeq and is a predicted model, not a curated record. Lineage: Eukaryota; Metazoa; Chordata; Actinopteri; Perciformes; Serranidae. Gene Ontology annotation, biological process: NAD-cap decapping; nuclear-transcribed mRNA catabolic process. Bases 220 to 1476 code for a protein of 418 amino acids. Gene Ontology annotation, molecular function: mRNA 5'-diphosphatase activity. The transcript is spliced from 7 exons.